Letharia columbiana is the source of this 594-nucleotide messenger RNA. RefSeq lists its product as uncharacterized. The transcript is spliced from 2 exons. Gene Ontology annotation, biological process: retrograde vesicle-mediated transport, Golgi to endoplasmic reticulum; intracellular protein transport; intra-Golgi vesicle-mediated transport. Bases 1 to 594 code for a protein of 197 amino acids. The record is from RefSeq and is a predicted model, not a curated record. Lineage: Eukaryota; Fungi; Ascomycota; Lecanoromycetes; Lecanorales; Parmeliaceae. Gene Ontology annotation, cellular component: COPI vesicle coat.
AUGUUGCCCAACAUGUCUCUCUUCUCCGUCAAUGCCAUCCUGAUCCUCUCCACCGACGACCGCUCCCGCAUCCUCACAAAAUACUACUCUGCUCCCCACGCCCCGCCAAAUAGCACGUCCCACCCAGGCGCCAACCCCUACCCAACUAUCAAGGAGCAAAAAGCUUUCGAGAAGGGGCUCCUGGAAAAGACGAAUAAGCAGUCGAGUGACAUCAUACUGUACGAUGGCCGAGUAGUCGUCUUCAAGAUGGAGGGGGAUGUUAUGCUUUACGUGGUAGGCGGCGGGGAGGAAAACGAGAUUUUGCUGUUCGGCGUCGUCCUGGCGCUGAGGGAUUCGUUAUCCAUAUUACUGAAGAAUUCCACAGACAAACGCACCUUGAUAGAAAACUAUGACCUCGUCUCGCUCGCCAUGGACGAGAUCGUCGACGACGGCAUCAUACUCGAAGUUGAUCCUGUGGUCGUGGCGAGCAGGGUCAGCAGGGCACCGGCGCAGGACGUUACGAACAUCAAAGGUGUGGACUUCAGCGAACAAGGCGUUUACAAUUUGCUUGAGUUUGGCAAAAACAAAUUGGCGGAGCGGAUGAGACAGAUGUAG